This is a messenger RNA of Neopsephotus bourkii (Bourke's parrot), 6947 nucleotides long. It is a transcript of the gene RABGAP1L, whose product is annotated as RAB GTPase activating protein 1 like. Bases 299 to 3460 code for a protein of 1053 amino acids. The transcript has 27 exons. The record is from RefSeq and is a predicted model, not a curated record. NCBI's taxonomy places the organism in Eukaryota, Metazoa, Chordata, Aves, Psittaciformes, Psittacidae.
UCCGCCAUCCACCCGCCGCCGGAAUGUGGACGGCGCUGGCCCGGCCCUGAGGCGGCUGCGCGGCCCGCCGAGCCGUUCUCGUCUGGCUUGCCACUCCGCUGCGCAGAGAGCUGGUGGUUGAGCCACGCAGCGGCCGGACUGGAGGCGGCGGCAGAGCGGGGAGAAAGGCUCGGCUGCCAUCGAAGAGGAACUGCCCUUUCUGUUUCCAGAGAAAUUUUAGUGAUAAUACAUGCAACAGCUUCUUAUCCCUUUAAAUUCAAGAAAGGUUCUUGUGGCAGGAGGAGAAUACUGAGCUGAGAUGGAAGUCAAAACAUCAUUUAGCAAAGCCAGCAGAAUUCCUGAAACUGUAUCCACAUUCAUUAAUGAAGAAUUUGUCCUGGUUCAUCAGCAAUCUGAGGAUACCUUUGGAAAAGAUGAAAAACCUCAGCUGAAGGUAUUUUCAAAUGGAGAUGAUCAGCUGGAGAAAGCAAUGGAAGAGUUAUUGAGGGAUUCUGAAAAAGACCAGAACAAUUUCACUGCUCUCCAAGAAGGUUCCAGUGAUGCAAGCAGCCAGGCAGCUCAGGAUGGUUCAGCAGGUCAAACACAUAUGCCAUCUUUGCACCUUGCUUUAGACCCUUCUACUACAGAAAUCUCUGCACCAAGGCCAUUUUUUCCUGGUGAACCCCUAGAAGAGGACAGUGUAUUGUUUAACAAACUGACUUACUUAGGUUGCACAAAAGUGUCUGCCCCUCGAAAUGAACCAGAAGCUCUACAUGCCAUGGCAAGCAUGAAAUCCUCAAGUCAAGCCUCUUUACCUGUAACGCUUUAUGUUCCAAACAUUCCGGAAGGCUACGUAAGAAUAAUAAAUCAGUCAAGCAACACAGAGAUAGCCUCGUUUCCAAUCUAUAAGGUGUUGUUUUGUGUGCGUGGACAAAAUGGAACUUCAGAAAGUGACUGUUUUGCAUUUACUGAAAGCAGCUGUGGAACAGAGGAGUUCCAGAUUCAUGUUUUUUCCUGUGAGAUUAAAGAAGCGGUCAGCCGAAUUUUAUAUAGUUUCUCGACAGCAUUCAAACGUUCUUGCAAACAAGCAUCUGAUCAUGUUAAGGACUUUCUUCUUCCUACUCCAGAUAGUGAUGUGUACACUUUCAGUGUUUCCUUAGAAGUCAAAGAAGAUGAUGGAAAAGGAAAUUUUAGCCCUGUGCCAAAGGACAGAGAGAAACUAUAUUUCAAGCUUAAACAGGGAAUUGAGAAGAAAGUGGUGAUUACAGUUCAGCAACUCUCAAACAAAGAACUGGCCAUUGAAAGAUGCUUUGGGAUGCUGCUAAGCCCUGGACGAAAUGUGAAGAACAGUGACAUGCAUUUACUAGACAUGGAAUCCAUGGGAAAGAGUUCUGAUGGGAAGGCUUAUGUAAUUACUGGAAUGUGGAAUCCUAAUGCACCCAUGUUUCUGGUACUUAAUGAGGAAACUCCUAAAGAUAAGCGUGUAUUCAUGACUGUGGCAGUGGAUAUGGUUGUUACUGAAAUAGUAGAGCCAGUUCGUUUUUUGCUUGAGACUGUUGUGCGUGUAUAUCCUGCCAAUGAACGUUUCUGGUACUUCAGCAGAAAAACCUUCACAGAAACUUUUUAUAUGAAGUUAAAACAGUCUGAAGGAAAAAGCCAUACAAAUGCUGGGGAUGCAAUUUAUGAAGUUGUCAGUCUACAAAGAGAAUCUGCAAGAGAGGAAGAAUUGGUCAGCCCAACAAGCGGAGGAGGGCCUGUAUCAUCCCAGGAGGAUGAGGCAGAAGAAGAGAGUGAUAAUGAACUCUCCAGUGGCACUGGUGAUGUGUCAAAGGAUUGUCCUGAGAAGAUUUUGUAUUCCUGGGGAGAAUUACUGGGGAGAUGGCACAAUAAUCUUGUUGUGAGACCAAACGGGUUGUCUACUCUGGUGAAAAGUGGUGUUCCAGAAGCACUAAGGGCAGAGGUUUGGCAGUUGCUGGCAGGAUGCCAUGACAAUCAGGCAAUGCUGGAUAAAUACAGAGUUCUCAUCACAAUGGAUUCUGCUCAAGAGAGUGUCAUUACACGAGAUAUUCAUCGUACAUUUCCAGCACAUGAUUAUUUCAAAGAUACAGAAGGCGAUGGUCAGGAAUCUCUAUACAAAAUCUGUAAGGCAUACUCUGUCUAUGAUGAAGACAUUGGCUAUUGCCAGGGACAGUCUUUCCUUGCAGCUGUGCUUCUACUUCAUAUGCCAGAGGAGCAGGCGUUCUGUGUAUUUGUGAAAAUAAUGUAUGACUAUGGCUUGAGGGACCUCUACAGAAAUAACUUUGAAGAUCUCCAUUGCAAAUUUUUCCAGCUGGAGAAGUUAAUGCAGGAGCAGUUACCAGACUUGUAUGGCCAUUUCUCAGACCUCAAUUUGGAAGCUCAUAUGUAUGCAUCCCAGUGGUUCCUCACUCUUUUUACUGCCAAGUUUCCACUGUGCAUGGUCUUCCACAUCAUUGACUUACUACUUUGUGAGGGUAUGAACAUAAUCUUCCACGUAGCCUUGGCUCUCUUAAAGACCUCAAAAGAGGACCUUCUACAAGCUGAUUUUGAAGGAGCUUUAAAAUUCUUCAGGGUUCAGUUGCCCAAGAGGUACAGAGCUGAAGAGAACGCCAGAAGACUGAUGGAACAAGCCUGCAACAUUAAGGUGCCAACAAAAAAGCUGAAGAAAUAUGAGAGAGAGUACCAAACAAUGCGAGAGAGUCAGCUGCAGCAGGAAGAUCCCAUGGACAGAUACCAGAGGGAAAACCGCAGGCUCCAAGAAGCAAGCAUGCGGCUGGAGCAGGAGAAUGAUGACCUUGCCCAUGAGCUUGUAACAAGCAAAAUUGCCUUACGGAAUGACCUGGACCAGGCUGAAGACAAAGCAGAUGUUUUGAACAAGGAACUUCUCCUGACCAAACAGAAGCUAGUGGAGACUGAGGAGGAGAAACGGAAGCAGGAAGAGGAAACUGCUCAGCUGAAGGAGGUCUUCAGGAAGCAGCUAGAGAAGGCAGAAUCUGAGAUCAAGAAAACCACAGCCAUUAUUGCAGAGUAUAAACAGAUUUGUUCCCAGCUGAGUACAAGGCUGGAAAAACAACAAGCGGCCAGUAAAGAUGAACUGGAAGUUGUGAAGGGUAAAGUGAUGGCCUGCAAACACUGCAGUGAGAUUUUCAGUAAGGAAGGAGCACUGAAGCUGCCUAUUGUAAGCAUGGAGAAUAAGGGCAUAGAAAUGGACGAUGAAAAGGAUGCACUGAAGAAGCAGCUGAGGGAGAUGGAACUGGAACUUGCACAGACCAAACUGCAACUUGUGGAAGCUAAGUGCAAAAUUCAGGAGCUGGAGCACCAGAGAGGAGCCCUUAUGAAUGAAAUCCAAGCUGCCAAAAACUCUUGGUUUAGCAAAACCCUGAACUCUAUCAAAACGGCAACAGGCACACAGCCACCGCAGCAGUCUCAGCCGUCCCUGCCACCGAAAGAGAGCAGUACAUAGUUCCCGACAGACCCCAAACAAGAGCACAAAGAACAACACAACUGAACCCUGGAGGAUUCUUCCAGUGGUCUCUCCUCUUGGAGAAAGGACAAAAGGCAGGAGUGCAGGCUUGAAGUGAAAUUCUUCGGUGUUUUUCAUUCAUUCUGAUGUGACCCUUUUCAAAGGGGGAAAAAAUAAUUCCUGGUUUAUGUUGAAUUCUUACUUCCCAAACUGCCUUGCUGAAAGCCACGUUCUGAUGAUACCUUCAUACUUUUACACUUUAUUUUAUAUGACUAGGUGUUAAAUAAAUACUUCAAAACUAGGUCUUUAAUACACAACUAAUUAUUCAAAAUUAUUUUUAUUUUGCAUAGAAGGUUUUUUCUUCUGGAGGAAGAGCGAGACGGGAAAAUGUAAAGUACUGAAGCAUAAUCUCUUCAUAGAAAGCACAGUGUAAUAAGCACCAGUGUGUGUGCGCGGGUGUCUUAGGAUAGCUUACGCCCUGGGACCAUCUCAGAAGUUUAUCGCAGUGACUGUGUCCUGCAGAGAAGCACUUUUUGUAAAGCUUAGGCCAUAGCAAAGAUAGUCUUGUGCUCUCUUGGCACAACUGUUUAUGAGCUUCCCUGAUAAGUUCUUAGUUCUGAUUCAUUUUUUCUUCAGAAGUGCAAGUAGUGCAGUUCCUUGUAGCACUGUUGUGUGAAGGCUAUUGACAACUGAACUGGAAUUUAACAUAAAGUUAUCUAGUUCCCUUUUUAUUUCUAGUUUAUACUACAGUUUGCAGGAAAUAAUUCUUUCCAGUGGGAUAAAGGGAAAAUUGUUCAGUGUUUGACUUUUUGCCCUGAAGCAGAGUGAAGACCUUGCAUAGGUUAGACCUUUUGUAUAUCCUGUGAAAUAAGGGGUAGGUUUUAUGAGUAACAGUAAUGAAAACCUUUCCCUGGGUCUAUAUUCAAAUUCUGAAUUAGACACAGGAAUGAGGUCUCAAAGAAAACACACCCCAAAAUGUUUAUGCUGCACUGAUGUCAAGAUCUGUUUGCUACUUAGGAAAUGCUAUGUUGGUAUUACUUAUUUUUAUAAACACAAACAUUUUCAAGUGGAAUACAAAACCUAGACUUUCCCAUGGGGCAGACUUCUCUGAUGAUUCCCAAACUUACCUGGUUGUUUUUUAUCUCUUAAGGUAAGAAAAUCCAAACGCAUUUGUUUUGACUGAACAUAAAGUGUUUAUAGAAAUACUUAUUUCAUGUAAAAUUAAACUAUUGCUUGAGCUGAUGGAGUAUUUUUUUAAUUAUAUCUGUCAUGUCUAAAGAAGGUCUUGCAGGUAAAUAUCACUGCUGGACUAAAGAUUGUGUAUUAAUUGUUCCAUUUACAAAAUUAUUCCAGGGACAUUAGUUCUGUUUUUUUCUUUUUUUAAUUCUAAGUAAUGCCAUAUCUUGUCAGUUUUGUACAAUAAAAUUUAAUGAUACCCAUCUUGUGCUUUGUUGUCAAGCAUAAUUCUGAAUUAUUUUAAACAGGGUAGUAUAAAUAUUACCUGUGCCAAAGGAAUGACUCUGAAAGGCAGUCAGCUGUUUGAAGUAGAGAUCAAAAUAUAAUCACUAUCUUGACAAAAUCCUGCAAUGAAAUUUUCUCUUUGAAAGGUAAGGGCCUAAAAAAGUUAAUAUUUGAAAAUGUACCUGCAAGAAUAGUGAUUAUCUGGAAACAUUAAUGUAGUGAGAAAAAAGGGGUGAAAACGCAAAAGGAAUUUCUUUGCAAAUAUGAACAAAGAUCUUUUUCCCUGGUCACUUUCUUGCUAAUGAUAUUUGCAUAAAUGUUUCUGUUCUCUUAACUGUCUAAGCCUAGCAUUAGUCAUUCAUUUACCAGUUCCACUUCACACUCAAAAUGAACUGCAUAAUAAAUUUGAAGUGACAUUUAAGAGUACCUGGUGAACAUCUCAUUGUUACAUUUGAGAGUACUGUGCUGAUGAGUGACACUGAUGGUUUGAUAGGUGUCCGAAUUUCUCAUUUCAUUUCUUUUAAAUCAUUCUUAGAAGUGAAUUUAAAACCUUGAUUGGAAAACUGCAGUAAUAAUAAAACAAUAAAUGGAUAAGACUGUGAUUCCCUGAGCAGAUGACUUAACGUAACAGCUCACUUCUGCUCAAAGAACUCACCCCUCCAACUCCCUGUUGUACACUCAUGUCCCUUGUCCUUGUUAUGGCACUUAACUAGAGACGAUUAAAACCAACCAAACAAAAAAAAUGCGGGGUGGAUUUUUCCCAUUUUGGUUAGUCUUUUGACACAUUAAUGAGUUAAAUAAUCUCAAAGGGUGCAAUGACUGCAAGUGGAUUGUGGGAGUGGGACUUCCCCAGUUCAGCAAAAAAAAAACCUGUUAAAUAAGCUCACCAUGUCCCAUGGAACUCGCUUUGACACAACAUCAUCUUUCUCUUUGUAGCUACUCUCUGACUUUGGAAGUUGAGUUUCUGUGACAAAAAUAUGUUUGCUACCUGCUAGCCAGGAUUUCAAAACCUUGUAGAAUGGAAGCUGGCUUACAUCAGCAAAAAAAGUUUCUGAAGGCAACAGCUGCGUUAUCACUCUUGGCAGUGACAUAAAGGCAAAAAAAUACUUUCACCUUCCAUCUAUAGUCCCAAGGUAGUGUUUGUAGCAAUGGUGUUUGGAAGAGUAGUAUUUACAUGGAAAAUGUGUCUUCUCAAAACUACUGAAAGAAUAACAAAAUAGCUCUAUGGCAUUAUCUUGAUGAAUAAGCAGCUAUAUUCAGAAACAAGGAAAGGAACAAGACUGCAGGGUUAAACCAGGCAAGUUAAAAUUCUGCCUGCCAACUAUAUAUGCUAAUGGGAAACUUAGCUUCCUGUGAGAAAAACAAAUCUCGGGUUUAAUUAGCCCUUUUCAGCAGCGUGUGACAGAGUUAUGUGCACAUGUUUGCCAGACCAGCUGAUCAGUCAGGGACAGCUGGCUCGUUGUUCAGAUUUUCAGCAGAAAACAUCAUCAAAGUCUCACUGAAACUGUUUUUUUUUUGUGUGGCACUGGAACAGCUAACAUGGCUUGUAAGUCUGCAGUGAUUAAUAUUUCUUUUCCUAAGUCAUUAUUAAACUAUGUAUCCACAUCAAACUUACAUUAAAAUUAAUUUGAAUUUUAUAAAUAUCUGUGUGGAACUAAAUCUUGGUUUUUAUGUUAUUGAGAAUGCACAGUUCUGAAUAAAGUCUUGUCUUUGAUUAGGGUUAAACCUCCAAAGAAUUUUUUAGUACAACUGUUUUAUCUUGUUGGAUUCUAAUCUGUUCCUAAUAUGCCCAACGUGGGGGGAGAGGGAAGAGUACUUUUUUCAUUUUAAAAAGCAGUUGUUUUUACCUUGACUGGAACACUUUACAGGAUAAAUGAAGCAAGGCUGAUUUAGUUACAUGGUACCUCUGUGAACUAGUUUUGUAUUAUCUUUGUGAAUAAAACAAUAUUCUAAAGUAAUAGGACAUAUUUCACUUAAAAAUUCUACAUGUACCCCAGAGAAAGUAACAAUAAAAUAGAAAAUAUCA